Messenger RNA from Homalodisca vitripennis (glassy-winged sharpshooter), 995 nucleotides. RefSeq lists its product as uncharacterized. NCBI's taxonomy places the organism in Eukaryota, Metazoa, Arthropoda, Insecta, Hemiptera, Cicadellidae. The transcript is spliced from 7 exons. The record is from RefSeq and is a predicted model, not a curated record. Bases 1 to 870 code for a protein of 289 amino acids.
AUGGAAGACGUCAUCGACACCCCGCAGUCAGAUGUCUUCAAGGCAUGUCAAGCUCUCGAAGAGAGUAUCACAGUGGUGGAGGAGAGUGCUUCUGUAGGACGGACGGACUCGUGGCAGAGCAGCCGAGAGGUGAUCGGUGGGGGAACACGACAUUCGGCGAUACAGUCGUCAUCGUCAGGGGGUGUCACCAUCGAGGAGAUUGGCAGCAAGCAGUUGCAUCAAUGUCACAAGCGAGAGGGAGGUCCUCUAGCGGGAAACCCGUAUUAUUUUACAAAAACCAUUGAGGGCAUGUGCGAUGAAACAUGCUGCCACAGGCUUGUCUCACUUGUCAACUCAGAUCUGAUUCUAGCAGUCUUUACCUGGAACAACACUUUGUUAACAGCACUGGACACCACCACACCUGUUAGGACACGCACAAGCACAAACUUGUUAGCGCUUGUUAGGGCGCGUACUGACCCUGAGCAGAAGCUGGUAGUCGUUGAUGCGUUGCACGGGAAGCUUGAGGUGUUCGGAGAGACUCUUGUCGUCGCCAAGUUGUUGGCUGAGUUCCUCAAAAAAGUCUCUGGUUUCAUCAUUAUCCAAAAGGAAGUCUUGAGCAGCAGGUUCGUCUCUGCAAUAAGUCACGUGCUUAUCAAAAUCUCUCUCCAGUCUGAGGAAUGUUUUGCCCAACAUGUGAGGCUGUUCUGCAUAGUACCUAAGCCCCUCGAUCAGCGUUGUAUUGUGGAAUUCUGCAAUCUUCUUGAGGUUCCCGAAGAUGACAUCCUUGUUAUCACGCACCACUCUGGGAACACUGGGACUGUCCAGGGGUUUCAGAUAGGCGUCAAUCACCUGUUGAAUAUCUCUUCCGAACUCCUCCUCUGUUUCUACUAGCUCUCUGAUAACAACUUCUCUGCUGAAUUUUGCAUCGUUUGUCUUCAGUACUUCCGGUGAGUCUUCGUGAGUAUUGAGAAGUCCUGCAGGCACCCAUCCUUGUCGCAUUGGGUCUUCUAUUGAUU